This is a messenger RNA of Alligator mississippiensis (American alligator), 2868 nucleotides long. RefSeq names its product adrenoceptor alpha 1A (gene ADRA1A). The record is from RefSeq and is a predicted model, not a curated record. Gene Ontology annotation, molecular function: alpha1-adrenergic receptor activity. Gene Ontology annotation, cellular component: membrane. NCBI's taxonomy places the organism in Eukaryota, Metazoa, Chordata, Crocodylia, Alligatoridae. The transcript is spliced from 3 exons. The coding region runs from base 1063 to 2466 and encodes 467 amino acids. Gene Ontology annotation, biological process: phospholipase C-activating G protein-coupled receptor signaling pathway; regulation of vasoconstriction; cell-cell signaling.
UGGCACCAAGCCCCUCACAGCCAUUGGGAUACAGGGAAUUAGUGCAAUUGUGAGUCAUCAAAAUAUUAGUGGGUAAAGAAGUGGUGAAAGGCAAUGAAUUUUCAGGCAGAGAGUCCUGUUCCUGCAUGGAGAGAGGAGCUUGCUGUGCUUUGCUGUGCUAUGGACUGGCUUUGAAUUUCCUUUCCAGAUGCUCAGCCAGAGGAGCUGUGCAGCCUUCCCGAUACUCAGGAGGGGGCAUCAUGUCUGGGAAGAGCACGACAUCAAGGACUCUGGCAAGGGAAACCUUACUCUCCUCUUCUGAGCUUACAACAAGUUGGCGUUUAUAAACCUGGAUCCUUAGCCCAGGAGACCAGGUGUGUAGAGCUGAACUUUUCCGACAAUUGCAAACAUUUUGAUCAGCACGUCGAGACUCUGAAGCCUACUGUAGAUUUAGCAUCCUUUAGUUAGAGGCGCAUUACUGAGUUGAUGGAGCAUCAUUGCUAUCUUUUGUAAAGCUUUCUGCAAAGCCAAGUGUGAAACAGAAUUUGGACACAGAGCACAGCAGUUAAAAGCAUCACUAACUACCUUUGGGGAGAAAUCUAAAUUAAGAUACUUGGAUCUUUUUCAUUAUCCUAUCACUCCAGCAAACUGAACCUUUCUCCAUAAAGCAGUAAUGAAUUAGCACUACAACUCAAUUACUUCUCUUAGAAUUAUCCCCAAAAUAGGAGAAAUGCCAUCAUCUAUGCCCCCACUAUACCCUGCACAGUGGAGAUUUUUGCAUCCCAAGAAGAAUGCAAAGAAAGCCAGUCUUAGAAAGUCUUCAGAACGGUUGCUCUGUUGCUAACUAGCUGCCCAGGAAUGCAGAGAACAGUAGAAGCUUAGAGAAAAAUGCAAGUUUUCUAAUAUGUUUUUGUGUUUCAUUUCAGUGUCUCUGUUUCUACAACCUUAUUAUAAAUGGGUUUCCUAAAAGAGUUGGCAAAUGCUGCCUGCAAAAUCUUCAGAAAAAACUGAUCUUGGCACUUCUAGCACCUGAAAGGAGAGUAAGGCACACAGCAAUCAGAUAAACAUUAUCUGUGAGCAACAAUGGUUUUCCUCCCUGGAAACUCCUCUAACUGUUCAAAUUGCACCCAUGCUGUGGGCACAGUGAGCAUUUCUAAAGCGAUAUUAUUAGGGGUUAUUUUGGGAGGGCUGAUUAUUUUUGGUGUCUUGGGUAAUAUUCUAGUUAUAUUAUCAGUAGCCUGUCAUAGACACCUUCAGAGUGUAACUCAUUACUAUAUAAUUAACCUGGCUGUGGCUGACCUUCUCUUGACUUCCACUGUCCUGCCCUUUUCAGCUACCUUUGAGAUUUUGGGUUACUGGGUCUUUGGGAGGAUCUUUUGCAACAUCUGGGCAGCUGUUGAUGUCUUAUGCUGCACUGCUUCCAUCAUGAGUCUGUGUAUCAUCUCUAUAGACAGAUACGUUGGGGUGAGCUACCCACUGAGAUAUCCAAGUAUAAUGACAGAAAAGAGGGGACUCAUGGCUUUGUUGUGCAUUUGGGCUUUGUCCGUUGUGAUAUCCAUUGGACCUCUCUUUGGCUGGAAGCAACCAGCUCCAGAAGAUGAGACCAUCUGUCAAAUCACUGAAGAGCCUGGCUAUGUGCUGUUCUCUGCUCUUGGCUCCUUCUACCUCCCACUGACCAUCAUCUUGGUGAUGUAUUGUCGAGUAUAUGUGGUGGCCAAAAGGGAAAGCAAAGGCCUGACUUCUGGCUUGAAGACUGAAAAGUCUCAUUCUGAAGAAGUGACUCUCCGAAUACAUCGCAGAAACACCCCAGAAGUGAGUGGAACCCCAUCCUGUUCCAAGAUGAAACACCACUUCUCUGUGCGUCUCCUUAAGUUCUCCAGGGAAAAGAAAGCAGCCAAGACGCUGGGGAUAGUGGUGGGAUGCUUCAUACUGUGCUGGCUUCCUUUCUUUCUAGUCAUGCCUAUUGGUUCUUUCUUUCCUGCAAUCAAGCCCCCGGACACAGUUUUUAAAAUAACAUUUUGGCUUGGAUAUUUAAACAGCUGCAUCAAUCCCAUCAUCUACCCGUGCUCAAGUCAAGAGUUUAAAAAAGCAUUCCAGAACAUCCUAAGAGUUCAGUGCCCCUUGAGGAAGCAAUCUACUAAGAAGCAAUCCUUUGGCUUUAACCUCAAUCAUCCAAGUAGCCCGGCCAUGGAAAGUGGCAAGGACGUGGUCCGUAUCCCUGUCGGCUCUGGGGAAACCUUCUAUAAGAUUUCCAAAUCCGAUGGGGUCUGCGAGUGGAAGAUGUUCUCCACCAUGCAAAGCAUGUCUGCAAAAAGUGCAAUUUCUAAGGACCAGUCAAGCUGCACAGUUGCCAAAGUAAAGAGCAAAGGGUUCUUAAGGGCAUGCUGCUGUACUGGCACAUCAGGGAAUACUGUCCGGGAGAACCGUAAAGUGCCCACAAUUAAAAUACACACCAUCUCCCUCAGUGAGAAUGGGGAGGAGGUCUAAAGAAGGGAUUGAGAGCUCUAGCAGGAAGGGUCAUGGAGGAAUCUUGACGUGAUUUUUCAGCUCUGGCAACCUGGUGGCACUGCUAGUGGGAGGUUGCUUUUCUUAAUAGGAAUUCAGGGUAGGGGUUGCAGUAUGGCGAUCACAGAGGUCGACAGCUUAACUUUGAAAAGCAGCUCGAGAUGUGUGGGGAACUGAAGUUAACUUCAGUGGGUGGUGGGUCUGAUCCAAAGUCCAGUGAAGUCACUGGCAAUCUUACAAUUGAGUUCAAUGGGCAUUGCAGACACGAUAGUCAUCUGGCCACUUGGAAUGAUUAUAGCAAUGUUUCCUUGCUGCUUAAUGGCCUUAUUUUUUCACUGUAACCUUUUAUUUUACAGCUCCAACCCUUCUGGUUUUGAAGCUCAA